Penicillium pulvis is the source of this 1545-nucleotide messenger RNA. Its product is annotated as transcriptional regulator SPT3. Gene Ontology annotation, molecular function: protein heterodimerization activity; transcription coregulator activity. Gene Ontology annotation, biological process: transcription by RNA polymerase II. Lineage: Eukaryota; Fungi; Ascomycota; Eurotiomycetes; Eurotiales; Aspergillaceae. Gene Ontology annotation, cellular component: SAGA complex. The record is from RefSeq and is a predicted model, not a curated record. Bases 1 to 1545 code for a protein of 514 amino acids. The transcript has 3 exons.
AUGGCUGAUAAGGGACUCAACCCUCGCCUUGUUCACAUCUCGCCUGAGGACAUCGAGGCUGCACGUUUCGAGCUGCCCAAACAUGGCCCCUUCUCAGUGUCCGAGGAUGGACAUUUGAGGAUUGCCCGGCAGCCAGAAUGGCCUUCACAUGAACAGCUUCUGCAUGAUCUCGAUGACCUUGACCUCGAUGAACUUGAACUUGAUGAGCUUGAUCUCAACGAGAUUCAGAACCCUGAUGCAUUCUACAUGGAGCGUAUGCCAUGCGAAGUAGACAUGGAAGCAGACACGUACGAUGCAGACCUUGAGUCCGGCGCUGAAGCAAAGCGCAAGCACCACACUCGACGAAAGCGUAUCACCAAACGCCAGGCCCGGAUUUUCCAGAAAUCAAAGGCCCUUGCUGCUGCAUCAAGCGGAGAUAACGACUCAUUUGAAAUCUCCGCUGAGCUGAGACUCAAGAGUUCUGGAGCAAGUGAUGCGGAUGAAGACCAGGACACGAAUAGUAGUCCAGGGACUAUUGGCCUCUCGUCUUCGUCUGCCAAAGAAAACCAAGAAGCCGACGCCGAUUCUUCGCAUUCCGAUUCGUCGAUAUUUGAUGAGAUUGUUGACACGAUUCGCCGCCAGAUGAUGUUCGUAUCCGGAGAGACUGCCGAGCCCUCCAUCGAAUCGACUACUCUUAUCGAGGACAUCACCCGUCAGCAAGUCCUUGAGAUCCUGAGCCGCAGCACCCAACUGGCCACUCGUCGAGGAUCUCGCUCCAUUUCAACUGAUGAUCUUAUUUUCCUGAUUCGACACGACAAAGCGAAAGUCUCUCGUCUGCGCACUUUUCUGUCCUGGAAGGAUGUCCGCAAGAACGUCAAGGAUUCUGAUGACAAGGGUGGCGCCGAUGCGGCAGACUUUGCCGCUGCUGACGAUGCGGCAGGUGUUGUUGCUGGCCCGCAGGAUGUAGCUGCAAAGCCCAAGAACAAGCGUGCCAAGGUCGGACUGGCGUGGGAUGUGCACAGUUAUUUCUCAGUGCAGAUUCCCGAGCGCGAUGAUGAAGAGGACGAAGAAGAGGAAGAACAGAACUACGCGACCCUCCAGCGUCUGGCUGCUGCUGAUGAGCGUACCAAGCACAUGACCAGAGAGGAGUAUGUCUUUUGGUCAGAAUGCCGCCAAGCGUCGUUUACAUACCGCAAGAGCAAGCGCUUCCGUGAGUGGGCUGGAUUCGGAAUUGUCACCGAAUCGAAGCCCAACGACGACAUUGUUGAUAUUCUUGGUUUCCUCACUUUUGAGAUCGUCCAGACCCUGACCGAGGAGGCGCUUAAGGUCAAGGAGCGCGAGGACCACGAGAAGAACCGCGGUGGCGCCGAGACCUCCGGCGAGAGCGCUAAGAAGCGCAAGCGCGAGACCGGCCUGUUCGACCCUCCCGAGGAAGGCCGCACGCCAAUCGAGCCCCGGCACAUCCGGGAGGCCUACCGGAAGCUGCAGGCCACGCCGCAGAAGACCAUCGCUAUGCUCUUGCACAAUGGCCGCGUGCCCUCCCGUUUGCCUCUUCGCUUGAUUUGA